Hibiscus syriacus is the source of this 1676-nucleotide messenger RNA. Its product is annotated as ATP-dependent 6-phosphofructokinase 2-like. Gene Ontology annotation, cellular component: cytoplasm. Gene Ontology annotation, molecular function: 6-phosphofructokinase activity; ATP binding. The coding region runs from base 51 to 1520 and encodes 489 amino acids. Lineage: Eukaryota; Viridiplantae; Streptophyta; Magnoliopsida; Malvales; Malvaceae. The record is from RefSeq and is a predicted model, not a curated record. The transcript is spliced from 2 exons. Gene Ontology annotation, biological process: fructose 6-phosphate metabolic process; glycolytic process.
UUUGCGUUUGAUAACUACAACUGUCUGUCUGUAGCUGCAACUCGUCCACCAUGGCUAAUUUAUCACAGCCAGACGCAACCUCUCACACCACCGGCUCCGCCACUCAAAACCCACCACCACCUCAACAGCAGCUAAACGUUCACUCUGACGAUCAUCAUGCCUUUUCAUUCUCUCCUGUAACCCUCCAAAAGCUGCCUCAUCUGAGUGAGUACCUGGAAGACCCCCAAUAUGCAGGCCCCAAUCCACUCGACAGUAACCCAUUCUUCCAUCCUUCUGACGGCUUCUACAUGAACUCAUCCGAUGUAGUUCUCCGCCACAUCGUCAGCCGCCUCUCUCCCUCUGGAACGCUAGAUUCUCCUUCUCACCACUUGGCAUAUAUCAGAGCUGGUCCUCGUAAAAACAUCUUCUUUGACCCUACUGCCACCAGGGCUGCUAUAGUUACAUGUGGGGGACUCUGUCCUGGGAUGAAUACGGUCUUAAGGGAGCUGGUUGUUGGCCUUUGGGACCUCUAUGGGGUGCGCCAAAUAUAUGGUAUUAAAGCUGGUUACAGAGGUUUCUACUCCACUCCCCCUGUUGAACUCAGUCCUAAGAUGGUACAUAACUGGCAUAUGAGAGGCGGGACUGUGCUUGGAACCUCUAGGGGUGGCUUUGAUCUCACAAAGAUUGUUGAUGGUAUUCAGAACCACGGCUUUGAUCAGGUUUACAUUAUAGGCGGAGAUGGCACAAUGCGUGGUGCUAUCAAAAUAUUCGAGGAGAUUCGGCGGCGGAAGCUGAGAGUAGGAGUUACGGGAAUUCCUAAAACUGUAGACAACGAUGUGGGUAUAAUCGAUAGAUCAUUUGGAUUCCAGACAGCUGUAGAAAUGGCACAGCAAGCAAUCCAUGCAGCUCAUGUGGAGGCGGAGAGUGCAGUGAAUGGAAUCGGAUUAGUGAAGCUAAUGGGUCGAAACACAGGGCAUAUAACCCUUCAUGCUACGUUGAGCAGCAGAGACGUAGACUGCUGUUUAAUUCCCGAAACUGGGUUUUAUUUGGAAGGGAAGGGAGGGUUAUUCGAAUUCCUUGAACAGAGGCUGAAAGAGAGGGGGCAUGCAGUGGUGGUCAUUGCUGAAGGGGCAGGGCAGGAUUUAAUACCCAGAACCAAAUCCCAGGAAGAGGAAAGGGACGAUUCGGGCAACCGGGUUUUCCUAGAUGUCGGUGCGUGGUUGAAGUCGGAGCUGAAGAAAUGGUGGGACAGAGACCAUCCACAGGAGUUGUUUACUGUGAAGUACAUAGAUCCUACUUACAUGAUACGUGCAGUGGCCGCAAAUGCUACGGACAAUUUGUACUGUACACUUGUGGCUCACUCGGCUAUUCAUGGGGUAAUGGCGGGAUAUACCGGUUUUGUGACUGGUCCUAUAAACGGAAACCAUGCAUAUAUCCCGUUGAUAGAUGUGGCACAGACUAAGAAUGAAGUGAACGUUAAGGACCAUAAAUGGGAAUGGGUCAGGUCUGUCACCAAUCAGCCUGAUUUUCUCAAGCCCUAGACAAUUUCAUUUUAUAUUGUUUUUACUUCAUUUCAGUCUGGUAGUAGCACAGUGGCAGAAAUUACUACGACAGCAGUUAUCUGUGUCGAUAUUAGCUGAUAUGUUUGUAUAAAUUUUAAUAAUCCAUAUAGAAGGAAAAGGAGAUUCAGUACACAA